UAUAUCUACAUUGCAUAUUUUCCACACAUGUAAAUAGCGAAACCAAGAAACUGAACCAUAACAGAUUAUACUCGCAGACAUUUCUCAGUUCUUCUGUGUUUCUUGAAAAUGAUUACGGAGGACGUUAAUCACUCGGAUACUGCUAACACAGCGGUUUUUAACAACACAGAUACAGUUACUCAGAUGGACAGAGAUGAGAAACCUCUUCAUAUUGAAACAGUCAUCAAACAAAGAUCACCAGAGAGAAAUAUUUCUGAUUUUCGCUGUGAGAUUUGUAGGAAAACAUUCUCUUCGGAGCACGAGGUAUUUCGGCAUAAAGAAAUACACAGUAAAGAAAAGCUUUUCCAGUGUGAAGUAUGCGGAAAAUCUUUCGUGUUUAACAGUAAAUUAGCAAGUCAUAGGAGAGUUCACACAGGGGAAAAACCUUAUAAGUGUGCAGCAUGUGGGAAAUGUUUCUUUUAUAAUUCUCAUCUUGUUACCCACAAACGUAUUCACACAGGAGAAAAACCUUUCCAUUGUGAAAUGUGCGGAAAGUACUUCGUUUCUAACAGUAAUUUAACACAGCACAAGAUAACACACACCGGGGAAAAACUCUUUCGUUGUGAAAUAUGUGGUAAAUCUUACACUCAGAAUUCCACACUUACUGUCCACAAACGUAGUCACACGGGAGAAACACCUUUCCAUUGUGAAACGUGUGGAAAGUCUUUUGUUUCCAGCAGUGAUUUAAACAGACACAAAAGGACACACUCUGCGGAAAAACCUUUUCGUUGUGAAAUUUGUAACAAAUCUUUUACGCAGAAUUCUAGUCUUAUUUGUCACAGUCGGAGUCAUUCUGGGGAGAAACCCUUCCGAUGUGACGUGUGUGGAAAAUCAUUCACUUGGAAUUCACAUUUUGUCGAUCACAAACGAAGCCACACGGGAGAAAAACCGUAUCGUUGUGAAAUUUGCGGGAAGUCGUUUGUUAAUAAUUCUUGCCUUAUGAUCCACAUACGUAGUCAUACUGGAGAGAAACCGUUUCGUUGUGAAAUGUGCGGGAAAUCUUUCAUUAAAAAGUCCUGUCUUGUUGUUCAUAAACGCGGCCACACGGGGGAAAAGCCCUAUCAGUGUGAAACGUGCGGAAAAGCUUUCGUUAAAAAUUCUAGCCUUGUAGAUCACAAAAUGAUUCACACGGGGGAAAGACCCUAUCAUUGCGAAAUAUGCGGGAAAAAUUUUACUCAUAACUCUCAUCUUGUUGUUCAUGUCCGGACUCAUACGGGAGAAAAGCCUUAUCGUUGUGAUAUCUGCGGGAAAUCGUUCGUCAAUAAUUCUAAUCUUGUCGUCCACAAACGUAGUCAUACGGGAGAGAGACCGUAUCGUUGUGAAAUUUGCGGGAAAUUUUUCACUGGGAAUUCUUGCCUUGUUGUUCAUAAACGUACCCACACUGGAGAAAGACCUUUUCAUUGUGAAACCUGUUGGAAAUCGUUUGUGUGUAACAGUCACUUAAAAUCACACAAACAAAUGCACACAAGAAGGAAGUCUGUGAACAGUGAAAAGAAAAACUUGCAUGUGAUUUAACUGUUAUUUUUAGCACAUAUCACGACCAUCUGAUACCUAUUUCUUUA
Octopus sinensis (East Asian common octopus) is the source of this 1601-nucleotide messenger RNA. RefSeq names its product zinc finger protein OZF-like. Bases 109 to 1554 code for a protein of 481 amino acids. The transcript has 2 exons. Lineage: Eukaryota; Metazoa; Mollusca; Cephalopoda; Octopoda; Octopodidae. Gene Ontology annotation, cellular component: nucleus. The record is from RefSeq and is a predicted model, not a curated record.